UUCAGGACUGUUCUAGAGAGAUUUUCAAGGCAACUGCUUGGCAGCUCUGGGACACAGCCAGCGACCGCCCCGUCUGAGUGACCGGUGGCCGGCGGGUUUCCUGGCGGCGGCUCCUGCAUGAAAGGCUUGCUGUUUCCUGCCAGAGCUGCCGGGAUCCCUCCGCGAGUGUUGCAUUUUGCGACUAAGAACAAAACGUCUUCUGUGGAAAGCUGAAAAGAGACGGCUGGGCGGCCCAGGAGACAACCUAGCUUGGUGUCUGGGCCGUUCGUCUUGCUUUGAGGUGGGGAUCGCCUGGCGUCUCCUGGCCGAGGAUCAGGCGCCUGGAGGAGCAGCCACGCACCGACCUGCAGCUGGCCUGUCCCCGCCGCACCUUCAGGAAAUAUAAGAAACGGGAGGACAUGUUACAUCUGGGCAGUUCUUGGAGCGGGCUGGCCCUGACCAUCGGCGUGCUUCUGGGUUCGAAGCCCUCGGCUUACGGCGAUUUGUCCGCCUCCCGUCCAAACAUCCUUCUUCUGAUGGCGGACGAUCUGGGCAUCGGAGACCUUGGCUGCUAUGGCAACCACACCAUAAGGACGCCAAACAUUGACCGCCUCGCCGCGGACGGCGUGAUGCUCACCCAGCACCUCGCGGCAGCUUCACUGUGCACCCCGAGCAGAGCCGCUUUCCUCACGGGCAGAUACCCACUCCGAUCAGGCUCAUGCUCCAUCCAAGCGACGAGACACAGUUCCCAGGGCUACACAGCAGCAUCCCACUGGACCACAUCUUCUUUAUCCAUCCCUCUGUCGAUGGACAUUUAGGCUGAUUCCAUGUCUUGGCUAUUGUGAGCAGUGCUGCUAUGAAAAAGGGCUGCAGGCAUCUUUUCAAAUGAUGCUUUUCUCUGGAUAGAUGCCCAGGAGUGGGAUGGCUGGAUCGUAUGGUGGUUCUACAUUUUGCUUUUUAAGGAGCCUUCAUACUGUUCCCCACAGGGUUCCAGCCAUUGACAUUCCCCCCAACGCUGUGAGCUUCCACUUUAAAACGUUGCACUAGAUGUCUUGCCUGUAACAGAGACAGGAGGAGUUACAUCCGUGGCUCCCAAACUUUUCAGCUCAUGAGAAACCUGUGGGGGAUCUUUCAACCAUUCCAAAUUCCACCCCAGACCAACGAAAAUCACAGUUUCGGGAAUGACAACCAGGUCGGAGAAUAUUGGGAAGCUCCCCGCACGAUACCAACGUGCAGACACGUUUGAGAAGCGCUGGAUGCGAUCAGCAGUGGGAUGAAAUCAGAAAAUCAGUUUUUUCCUUUUGAAACAUUUUACCAGGAUAUAGCUGACUUACAGAGUUGUGUGAGUUUCAGGAGUACAGCAAAGUAGAUCCGUUCCCAAAACAUCAUUUUUAUGUAUCCAUUCCCAUAAAAUCAUUUUUCAUUCUCCUUUCUUU
This is a messenger RNA of Sus scrofa (pig), 1415 nucleotides long. The record is from RefSeq and is a predicted model, not a curated record. NCBI's taxonomy places the organism in Eukaryota, Metazoa, Chordata, Mammalia, Artiodactyla, Suidae.